GGAGAUCAAGCAGAAAGUGCUAGGUUAAGGUUUUGUUUGUUAUCUUUUAUCAAGUAUUUUGUUUGAUGAGGUGGUUCCAAAAUCCAAACCAAAAAAAUCUGUAAUUUGAAUAGCAGCCCAAAUAAUAAUGUCUUCUUCAAGCAGCAAUAAAUAUUCAAUAUUAUUACCAACCUACAAUGAAGUCCAGAACCUUCCGAUAAUCAUUUGGCUCCUGGUGAAACAUAUGAACGAAAGUGGUCAUCCAUAUGAAAUUAUCAUAAUCGACGAUGGAAGUCCCGACGGUACCCUAGAAGCAGCCGAGCAAUUACAAAAAAUCUAUGGUAGCGAUAAAAUCCUGUUGAGACCCAGAGAAAAAAAGUUGGGCCUCGGUACCGCUUACAUUCACGGUAUCAAACAUGCGACUGGUAAUUUUAUCAUUAUUAUGGAUGCGGAUUUGAGCCAUCACCCAAAAUUCAUCAGCGAAUUCAUCGAAAAGCAGAAAACUGGUGAUUACGACGUUGUCACUGGCACUCGGUAUGUGGGCACUGGAGGAGUUCACGGUUGGGAUUUCAAAAGAAAACUUGUUUCAAGAGGGGCUAAUUUACUAACCCAAAUCCUGUUGCGGCCGGGCGUAUCGGACCUGACAGGCUCGUUCCGGCUUUACAAAAAAGACGUUUUGGAAACUCUUAUCAAAAGUUGUGUGUCCAAAGGCUACGUAUUCCAAAUGGAAAUGAUUAUUAGGGCCAGAGAAAAAAAUUACACGAUCGGUGAAGUUCCCAUUACCUUUGUGGAUAGGGUUUAUGGUGAAUCCAAAUUAGGAGGAUCGGAAAUUGUUCAAUUUGCUUUGGCACUUUUGUAUAUGUUUGCUACAACAUAAAUUGUUUAAUUAUAUUUUUAUUUAUGUUUUCUUCUGUCUCAAAUUUGCUCUGAUAAAUAAUUGGAAAAAGUGAAUAGGGGUGAAAUCAAAUUACUGCUUUUUUGAUUGAGGUAAGUUUUGUACUUUCAAUAAUAAAAACAGCCAACUACCAGUAAAUUUACCAUCUGAUGCUGGUAGCUAAACUGCGCAAAUUGAUUACAGUACCAAAUAUUUGAUCCCAAAAGGUGCUGCUUAUUCCAAAACCUGAAAAUUUAAUAAUUAAAGUUUGAGAAAUAAAAAAAAAACUGCAAUAAUUUUUACCACUGUUGUGUUGCGCAAAGUGAUGUUGAUUGUGGUACCGUUUCAAAUGGUAAAAAUAACUGUUUUCCUUUGGAGCGCCACAAUGCAAAUAGAAAUGAAUCAUAUCGUACAUAAGGUAACCUGAAAAUCCUCCAGCCGCUAAUAAAAUAAUCAUAUAAUCUGGCACAAUUAACGAAACUAUUUUGUAUAUAAUUGAACCUAUAAUUGCUGAACCAGCUGGCGGAAAUACUAGACGCCUUGUAUCGAAUGGAACCUGUUUCAGAGCAAUAAUAAUUAUUAUUCUUUAUAAUUUAAGGAAUCAACUUACUUUAUGAUGCAGCCCGUGCAUGAUAAAAUGGACAUAAAUUAAAAGUUUUGAUUUUCCUGUGGGUUCCAUAUGGAAAACCCAUCGGUGUAAUGAAUAUUCUAUGAAACUCCAUAAAAUGAGGCCUAAAAAUAUGUAAAGUACUAUGGUUCUAGUGGGAGAUGGAUCUGAAAAUAAAUACAAAUCUAUGCAAUCGGAUAUACUCAUUAUAGUCUUAAGUAUUUUGAAUCCGUGCGGAGUAAUAAGAACUUGGUAUUCAGAUCUCGUACAAGGUGUUCAAAGGCAUUUAAUUAAUUUUUGAAAUACUCAACAAUUUUUAUUCACUUUCAAAUCUCUAUCAACAGAAUAAUGCAAUGCCUCAGAAUCUCUAUGACUCCAAAAGAAACACUAGGUCUCACAUCCUCAGCUUAGUUUCUGAGAUUUAGAUAAUCAAACUUCACAGAUGGAACCCUCGUGAAAAAAUAUCAUUAAAACCAA
Ceutorhynchus assimilis (cabbage seed weevil) is the source of this 1937-nucleotide messenger RNA. Lineage: Eukaryota; Metazoa; Arthropoda; Insecta; Coleoptera; Curculionidae. The record is from the annotation of a GenBank genome assembly.